Molecule: messenger RNA, 1389 nt
Organism: Leptopilina boulardi
Lineage: Eukaryota; Metazoa; Arthropoda; Insecta; Hymenoptera; Figitidae
Product: lipase 1-like
Exons: 8
Coding region: 205-1260 (351 amino acids)
Biological process (GO): lipid metabolic process
Molecular function (GO): hydrolase activity, acting on ester bonds
Source: RefSeq, a predicted model, not a curated record
AAAACGUUCACUUGUUUGUUUUCUGCAUUGUCAAAUAAUUAUUAAAAUUUUUUUGUGAAAAUGAAGAUUAUUACUGCGCUUGUUUUGCAAUUAAUUUAUUUUAAAAAUUAUGUUGAAUCUAUUCCAAUCUAUUCUGCUAAACAUACGAAUUAGUGUUUUUUUAGUACAGAUAAUUAUUAUUAAAAAAAAGGUUCAACAAAAAAUAUGAAAUUUAUAAAAGAAGCAGGAUAUUACGCCGAAGAACAUUCUGUUACUACCGAGGAUGGUUAUAAAUUAAAAAUGUUUCGAAUUCCUGGUCUUGAAGGAUCGAAACCAGUAUUUUUGCAACAUGGCUUGUUUGCAUCCUCUAAUACUUGGGUUAUCUCUGGAAAGGAAUCUUUAGCAUUUGCUUUGUCAGAUAAAGGAUAUGAUGUUUGGAUGGGCAAUUUUCGAGGAAACAUUUAUUCUAAAUCUCAUAUUAAUUUAGAUCAAAAAGAUGAGGAAUAUUGGGAUUACAGUUUUCAUGAAAUGGGAAUUUACGAUUUGCCAGCAAUGAUAAAUUAUAUAACAGAGUCUACUCAACAAAAAUUAAUUUAUUUUGGAUUUUCAUUAGGAUGCACAACAUUUUUUGUGAUGGCUUCUAAAAUACCAGAAAUGUCUUCAAAAAUAAGUGUUGCAAUUCUAAUUGCACCAGUUGCAUAUUUAAGUAAUAUGUUAGGUUUUUUUGAAAAAAAUGUUAUAUUACGUGGAGUUAAAUAUGCAUUAAAUCAUCCACGGAUAUCUAAUGACAUGUUUGAAAAUAGUUUUCAAUUAAGGCAGAAAAAUAAAGAAUUAAUUCUUGACAGUAAUUUUGCACUUAAACUGAUGCAAUGUGGUCAAACACACUUUAAGGAGAUUUAUCUGAAAUCAAUCAAAUGCGAAUUAAACGGUGGAAGUUCACUGAAAAAUAUAAAUCACUUAUUACAACAGAUGACUCAAAACGAAUUAUCUUAUUAUGACUAUGGUUCAGAUGAAAAUUUAAAAAUUUAUAAUCAGGAGAACCCUAAAAUUUAUAAUUUAACGAAAAUAAAAAUUCCUAUUGUUCUUUUUCAUUCAAAAGGUGAUGAACUAACACAAAAAAAGGAUUUUGAAAAACUGACCUCUAAAUUACUCAAUAUUAACGAAAAUGUUGAAAUUAAUAGUAAAAAAAUUUGUCAUCUAGAUUUAGUUUGGGGAAAGAAUGUUACUAAAACUGUUAAUGAUCCAUUGUUUAAAAUUUUAAAUAAAAUUAACAAAAAUUAGAGAAGAUAUAUUAAAUAUUAAUAUAAUUUUUAAAUGAUUAUGACGAUGUUAUUUUUAAUACAAUUUUUCAUGUAUUUUGAAAAAAGGAUUUAAUCAUCAAUAAAAAAAAAGUAAAUUAAAAAGUUGAAA